Molecule: messenger RNA, 585 nt
Organism: Gongylonema pulchrum
Lineage: Eukaryota; Metazoa; Nematoda; Chromadorea; Rhabditida; Gongylonematidae
Source: the annotation of a GenBank genome assembly
AUGCGCCUAGAGGUAAGCAAAAAGGAUGGCAUCAUUGAGGAUUUGAGGAGAACGAUCGAAGAACUGAAGAAGCAAAUGAUCAAGCAAGAUCGCUGCAUGGAUGCUUGUAAAGAAACCAUAAGGAAACUGCUAAUACAACAGAGCACCAUGGAGAGAAAACAGGCGAAAGCGAAAUGCAUGGAAAAUUGCUUGCGUAUUGGGCAGUUCAAGCCGACACGUCAUCGCGAAGAGUUCCGUGAGGUGUGGGCCGAUGGCUGGGCAUUCGAGGAGAUCAACAAAGCGCAGCAGAGGAUUGCAAAUGAACGCAAUGAAAUAAUCAACGCCUCACAGAACCUCAAAAAGAGGAAACCACCGGGCAAUCAUCCGCGAGACUUUAAAAGAGCGCUUUCUGCUGGUUCGGAUGGUAUGACGCCUUCCACGUCCACAGUAUCGAUGUCGAACUCCACUUCAAUCGGUGAUGAUCUGUUCGCAAAACCAGAACUUCCCAAAGAACUGACACAUCAGGAGUAUAUGGAACAGGAAGAAAUAUAUCGCUUACGCAGGGUGGUGAUUUGUGUUCUUGCUUUUUUAUGCUCAGUAAGUUAG